Molecule: messenger RNA, 951 nt
Organism: Entrophospora sp. SA101
Lineage: Eukaryota; Fungi; Glomeromycota; Glomeromycetes; Entrophosporales; Entrophosporaceae
Source: the annotation of a GenBank genome assembly
AUGGAUAGAAUUGAUAUGAGACCAAUUCGUACCAGAUCUGCUGGUAAAAAUUUGACCAGGCAAAAAGCUAAUCCCUAUCCGGUAAGAAUCAAAGCAGAAUCCCAAUUAGUAGUCUACGCUAGAAAACAACGUCUGGGUAACGGAAUUAAUAAUAGUCCCGGCGGUAGUGGUGUUGUAAAUAGAUUAUCGAUCAAAGGUGCUGCUGGAAAUCAACAAGCUCGAUAUUCUAUUAAAGGUGAAGGAGGUCCUGCUACCAUCACUGUUAACAAUUUAGCGCCUGGUACAAGUGCAAAUGAUAUUAAGGUUGAUGAAAGAUUUCCUGCUAAUCCUGUAAAGGCUGAAUUAACUUUUGAAAGUAAAGUUUCAGCACUUGAUGCAAUAAAGAAAUAUAAUACUGCACUUGUUGAUGGCUAUGUUCUUAAAGUUCAAUUAAAGCAGCCAGGCAACAAUUCAAAUACUGGACCAAUUCGUACCAGAUCUGCUGGUAAAAAUUUGACCAGGCAAAAAGCUAAUCCCUAUCCGGUAAGAAUCAAAGCAGAAUCCCAAUUAGUAGUCUACGCUAGAAAACAACGUCUGGGUAACGGAAUUAAUAAUAGUCCCGGCGGUAGUGGUGUUGUAAAUAGAUUAUCGAUCAAAGGUGCUGCUGGAAAUCAACAAGCUCGAUAUUCUAUUAAAGGUGAAGGAGGUCCUGCUACCAUCACUGUUAACAAUUUAGCGCCUGGUACAAGUGCAAAUGAUAUUAAGGUUGAUGAAAGAUUUCCUGCUAAUCCUGUAAAGGCUGAAUUAACUUUUGAAAGUAAAGUUUCAGCACUUGAUGCAAUAAAGAAAUAUAAUACUGCACUUGUUGAUGGCUAUGUUCUUAAAGUUCAAUUAAAGCAGCCAGGCAACAAUUCAAAUACUGGUGCUGCAACAUAUAGAGCAAGAGGAAAACUUAAUAAACCUCCUAGCUAA